Messenger RNA from Triticum aestivum (bread wheat), 300 nucleotides. RefSeq lists its product as uncharacterized. The coding region runs from base 1 to 300 and encodes 99 amino acids. The record is from RefSeq and is a predicted model, not a curated record. Gene Ontology annotation, molecular function: calcium ion binding. The transcript has 2 exons. NCBI's taxonomy places the organism in Eukaryota, Viridiplantae, Streptophyta, Magnoliopsida, Poales, Poaceae.
AUGACCCAGUGGGCGUUCAUGCGGUACCGUGCGCUGCCGCAGGGGGAAGUGACGGCAGAGGAGUUCUGGGCGUGGCUGGGGCAGUACGAUGCGGACCACGACAGCCGGAUCAGCCGGGAGGAGCUGCAGCGCGCGCUGCGGAGCCUCAACCUGUGGUUCGCGUCAUGGAAGGCGCGGGAAAGGGUGCAGGCCGCGGAUGCCAACCGCGACGGCGCCGUCGGCAAGGAGGAGGCCGGCCGGCUCUUCGCCUACGCGCAGAGGCAGCUCGGCAGCAAGAUCACCCAGCUCGGCUCCUACUGA